CUUUGGGCGCUGUUAAACAUAAAGUUCGCAGAAAGAAAUAGAACCCGCUUUGGGUUUGGGGACAAAACUAAGCACCUUUCAGGGUUUAGGGUUUUUACGCAACUUCUCUGCAACCCCAAUCUCCGUUGACGAUUUCAGAUUUUUAUAGAAGAUGGGGAAGAAGCGAAAACACAGUGAAACCGGGGUUGCAACCCUUGUAGGGAAGGAUGAAAGUGCUCCAGAGAGACCUAAACGGACACUUUUGGGUUGGAAAGACAAGGUUGAGGAUAAAGAAAGUAAUUCUAUGGUUUUUAGAAAUAAGGAAAAGGUUUUGGUUACUUGUUCUCGCCGCAUUAAUUACAGGUAUCGGCAUUUGAUGUUGAAUGUGGUAUCACUUUUGCCUCAUUGUAAGAAGGAUAACAAAGUUGAAUCGAAAGAAAGUAAAGGUGCAACUUUGAAUGAGUUAGUUGAACUAAAAGGCUGUUCAUCUUGUCUCUUUUUUGAGUGCAGAAAACAAAAAGACCUUUAUCUAUGGAUGGCUAGGUGCCCAAGUGGUCCAUCUGUGAAGUUUUUGGUUAAUGCCGUGCAUACGAUGGAAGAGUUGAAGCUUACUGGAAAUCAUCUGAAAGGUUCACGGCCUAUUUUGACUUUCUCAACCAAUUUUGAAAAAGAUGCCCACUGGAAACUUGUGAAAGAGAUGAUCAUGCAGAUAUUUGGGACUCCAAAGGAUCACAGGAAAUCUAAACCCUAUCAUGACCAUAUAUUUGUAUUCUCAAUCGUUGAUGAUCACAUAUGGUUCCGGAAUUACCAGAUAUCUGUUCCUCAUACUGAAGCUGAUAAAAUGGACAGAGGGUCACUGGAUAAAAUGACACUCGUUGAGGUUGGUCCAAGAUUUUGUUUGAAUCCUAUCAAGAUAUUUGGUGGCAGCUUUGGAGGCCCAACUUUAUACGAGAAUCCGUUUUACAUUUCACCAAAUGAGAUUCGUGCAUUGGAGAAGAGAAAGAAGGCUGGGAAGUAUGCUAAGAAAGUCAAAGCCAAGAGCAGGAGGAAGAUGCAUGAGCGAUCAAAUCCUUUGAAGCCUGAUGAGUUUGCAGAAAUGUGGAAAGAAUGAUAAAAACCAAGCAGGCCAAAGUAAGGGGACCUCUUUUUAUCACAUUUCAAUCAACCUUCCUCCUAAUUACCUUUUUCCUUUUAUGGCAAAAGGAAGUACAUUUUGCUUGAUGUUGGUAAUGAACACCUAUUUUGUCGAAUCAUUUUAUCUUUUAUGUAUCAGCAAUUCAAUAUAUAUUUGGCUAUACUGAAAACACACCUUGUAUGUUUUUUUUUUAAUUUUCCUAUGCAAUUUGAAACGAUGCAUGUGAAAAGUGAUUUUUAUUUA
Molecule: messenger RNA, 1357 nt
Organism: Cornus florida
Lineage: Eukaryota; Viridiplantae; Streptophyta; Magnoliopsida; Cornales; Cornaceae
Product: ribosome biogenesis protein BRX1 homolog 1-like
Exons: 9
Coding region: 152-1090 (312 amino acids)
Biological process (GO): rRNA processing; ribosomal large subunit assembly
Cellular component (GO): nucleolus
Molecular function (GO): rRNA binding
Source: RefSeq, a predicted model, not a curated record